This is a messenger RNA of Cryptosporidium muris RN66, 1842 nucleotides long. RefSeq lists its product as uncharacterized. Bases 1 to 1842 code for a protein of 613 amino acids. The transcript has a single exon. The record is from RefSeq and is a predicted model, not a curated record. Lineage: Eukaryota; Apicomplexa; Conoidasida; Eucoccidiorida; Cryptosporidiidae.
AUGGAUGAUAACGAAGUAAAUUAUUCAACUAUUUACAAAACACCUGAGUUUGAGCUUAGAAAUCCAAGAGUUUUAGCAUGGUCCAUAAUUUUUCAAAAUGGAUCUCCCAACAAUAAAAUACCGAACUCUCCAACCAAAACUCAUUUUGAUAAGGAUAUUUCAUCUGUAACUAAUUGUGGGAAUUCUCUAGAUUUAAAUGGUACAGAAUCUUCUGAAAAUACAUUAAAAAGGCCUUUUAGUACAUGGCGUUGUUUGUACUGGCCAGAAGUAGCUGUAAAUCCAAUAUACUCUUCUGGAUAUGCUAAAAUGAGAAUUGUUCUAUACCUUAAUAAGCUGAAUAUAUCUGCCAAUUUUUCUGAAGAUAAUGCAGAAAGUGUAUACAAUGGUGAACUUAAUAAUAUUAAGUCAAAUCUAGAUAUGGCACCUAUUGAGUUACUUCCUUAUGUCAGGAUAUAUUAUGAUAAGGAAUUACUAUAUCAAAGUUCUAUAAUAAAAUCAGAUUUAUGUAUCAUACUUGAUAUAGAAGUUCAUCAUCCACUAAGUAAUUUAUAUGCUGAAAUUUACGAUUGGGAUAAUUCAGAUACCUCUUUAGUUGGAACUGACGAUUCUAUUGGCCAAUUAAUAAUACCAAUAGGCAUACAUGCUAAUAAAAAAGCUCUUGAUACACGUUUAAUUGUAGGAAUGGAUGAUGAAGCACGUGUAUUAUUUAUUAGGAAGUCAUACCAAAAAAAAGUUCUUUCUGAUAAUAUUGUUGCUCAAAAAUUACUCAAAUUUCCAUUAAACAGUAACUUCAAUUUACCUGUUUAUAAUUCCAGUGGAAAUUAUACUGAUAUCUCUGAUAUUAUUUACAGUGAUAUAAUCUCUAAAUUAACAAAAGAAGCUUUAUUACUAGCAAAGAAUGCAGAGGAAAAGUACAAAGUCAAUACUGGUAGAUUACAAAAUCCACAUGAAUACUUGGUUACACGUAUUUAUUCAGAAGUUAAGUGGAGUAGGAUAACACUAAUACCUAGAGAAAUAGCUGCUUUAAAUUUACCAGAACCAUGCAAGAAAAUACAUGAAGCAAAUUCACAACUCAGCCCUAACAUUAAUAAAGAUUUGAAUAGAAUAAUCAAUUCUAUUAAAGUAAUUAAAGAUAUAUUUUGGCCAGCCUGUAUAAAGCCCAUUCAACAAAAAAUACAAGUGAUAAUUGAAUGGGAAUCAACUAUUUUAUCCUUUACUAUUAUUGGAUUUAUAAUAUAUUUACUAUUAUACCCUCAAUAUACCUUCCCAAUAUUCUUUGGAAUAUCCUUAAUAACACUUGGUUCUACAUUUUUGCAUAGAUAUUGGGCAUAUGAUAGGAUUAACCAAAUUACAGAAUAUAACUUGAAACAAACACAAACUCUUAAAAAGAACUUGGAUGGAGACAUUCAACAAAAUACUUCUCGAGAAAAUGAGCCAUUAUCUCCUAUAAUAAUAGAUGGAACUGAACCUUUAGUAGGUCAAAGUGAUGAAACUGAUAUUCUUCAAGUAUUAUCAUCUUCAGCACUACCUCCUGGCUAUAAAAUAUAUCUCAAUAAAGCAGCUAAUAUUUUUGAAAGGCUAUCAAAAAUAUUGAAAUUGGUCGUAUCUAUAAUAUAUUGGGAGGAUAUUGUAACGAGCUUAGUUCUCUCAAUAUUUUUAUUAUUUUCUCUACUAUAUUCUCUAUUUUAUCCAUAUAUUUUCCAAUAUGGUAUCCAAUAUAUUAUUUUAUCGACAAUUUCGAUUACAGUCUUAUCUGCAUUACCACCUCUAAAAAGCAUAACUAGAAUGUUUAUUGCUUUUAGAAAGUAUAGAAAAUUGAAAAUGAUAAAGUUUCAAAAUUAA